Messenger RNA from Andrographis paniculata, 1317 nucleotides. Its product is annotated as histone-lysine N-methyltransferase ATXR6. Gene Ontology annotation, molecular function: protein binding. NCBI's taxonomy places the organism in Eukaryota, Viridiplantae, Streptophyta, Magnoliopsida, Lamiales, Acanthaceae. The record is from RefSeq and is a predicted model, not a curated record. Bases 1 to 1056 code for a protein of 351 amino acids. The transcript is spliced from 6 exons.
AUGCAGUCGCCCAGGAAGAGAACCCAAUCUCUCAGGCCAGUUUCCGCCGCCGCCGAAGCACGGAAAAGGCUCAGAUCGAAGCAGGAGGAGGAAGACUACAGCGACGUGUGCUGCCAGAAAUGCGGGUCCGGUCAGCAUCCUGCGGAGCUUCUUCUCUGCGACAAAUGUGACCGCGGAUAUCAUAUCUUCUGCCUCCGCCCUAUCCUCGUCGGAAUCCCUAAGGGACGCUGGUUCUGUCCCUCUUGCUCCAAUCGGAAAAAUGUUGCAGAUUUUGCUCUGGUUCAAACCAGAAUUGUCGAUUUCUUCCGUAUCCAAAGGUCUUCGCAAUCAGGCGAAAAGCCGAGUCCAGAUUGUCGAAAGAAGCGCAAGCGAAAUUCCGGACUGGCAAUGUCAAAGAAGAAGAGCAGGAAGUUAUUGCCCUUCGUUCCAACUGAGGAUUCUUCUCGAAGAUUAGAACAAAUGGCUUCCUUAGCUUCGGCCCUGACCGCCACCGGAACUGAGUUCAGCAACGAGCUAACCUACAUUGCCAGCAUGGCUCCACGAUCAGCCAAUUGCCCUGCUCUCGAAAAGGAUGGGAUGCAGGUCAUGAUUAAAGACGAUAUGGAAACCUUAACUCUCUGCAAGAACAUGAUGGAGCUAGGUGAAUGGCCGCCUCUUAUGGUCGUUUUUGAUCCGCUGGAAGGAUUCACUGUGGAGGCAGAUCGAUUCAUCCGGGACUUGACGAUCAUCACCGAGUACGUUGGCGACGUCGACUACCUCAAGAACCGCGAGCACGACGAUGGAGAUAGCAUGAUGACUCUUCUCUCCGCCGCCGACCCUUCCAAAAGUCUCGUCAUUUGCCCCGACAAGCGCAGUAACAUCGCCCGGUUCAUCAAUGGCAUCAACAACCACGUCCCCGGCGGGAAGAAGAAACGAAACGUUAAAUGUGUGAGGUUCGACGUGAAUGGCGAAUCCCGGGUGCUUUUGAUCGCAAGCCGGGACAUUCGGAAGGGGGAGAGGCUGUACUACGACUACAACGGAUACGAAAACGAGUAUCCGACGCAGCAUUUCGUAUAGCCACAGAUCCAUACAUACAUACAGAACAUACAGGGAAGGAUCACAGUGUUAGAGAAAUGUGUUUUUUUGUAACUUUGUUGCCGGAAAAAUGUGUUUUUGUGUAACUUUGUUGCCGUAAAAAUGUGUCCUUUGGCCUAAUUAGAUCACAAAAUUUCACAUUCAUCGCCUUGCAGCUGCUGCUGCUGUAUGAAGUUGUAGUUGGCACAUUUUUGUUGCAGUAUAUUUAGUUAAGGAAAAGAUUGGGCUCUGUUUAUUAAAAAA